UUAUUCAUGCUACCUGUUUAGUCCUCGUCCUCAGAUUAUAUUCCCAGAAAAAAACAAAACGUCUUAAAUUUCUCCCAGGAAUAUCAAAAUGAUGAUAACAACUUAUCAAACACCACCAUCAUCAUCAUCAUCACCGGUCGUUUCCUUCUUAUUCACUGGUACGUUUACUUAUGUCCAUUUAAAUUUUGAUUUAACACAGAAAAUCAUUUGGGUGACAAAAAGAUUGAACACAAGUCGGAUUGAAAAAUCAAGAGGAAUCGAGCAAUGGCAGAUUCCGACAUGAGGGUACCAAUUGUUAAGUCGUCUUUAGUUGUGGAGGCUAUGCACAUGUCAAGAAAGAAACUUGGUGUGUACGAUGAGAGCAGAGGAGAUUCAGAGACUGCAAAAGCUAGAGCAGAAGCGGGAUUGUUCGAGGUAAAGAAGUCGGGAUUACUUAUAGAGAUGUUGAACCGUGGUCCGGAGUUUAAGGAAAAAGAUAUGGAAGUGUCGAAGAUCGAGGAGAAGUACGCGGAAGUUAUGAGAGUUUUGGAGGCUGUGAAAGAAGAAGUGAGUAGAGUGAAGCUUGAUGUAUCAUCUGUUUUGGGAGAGAGAAUUGCAGCGGAGAAAGAAGUGGAAGAAUUGCGGUUUAAAACGGAAGGGAAUUUGAGAUUGUUGGAGAGUCUUAAGAAGGAAAUCGAGGUUGCGAAUGAGGAACAUUUGAUGGCUGCAUUGGGAAAGAUUGAGGCGUUGAAGGGAUAUAAAGAGAUAGAAAGGCAAAGAGAAGGGAAAGCUGUUGAGGUUUUGGAUUUGUUGGUGGAAAGAAAUAAGAGAAUCAAGAAAAUGUUGGACGAGGCGGAAAGAUCCAAAGAUAUUGAGAAUGAGUUGUUCGAGACGAAUUCGGAUGUUGAGAUGUUGGAAAUACAGUUAAAGCUUUUCAAGAAAAUUGAGAGGAGAGUUCAGGGGAGAGACAGUAGCAUGUCGAGAUCAAACCGGUCUUUUGGAAGAGGGAAGUAUAGUUUAUCGGUGCUGAAAGAAGUGACUGAAGCGACUGAAGCGAAAAAGGAGGAGCUUGUUUCUGUUAAUGUAGAAAUCUUUAGGAUCAUGACGGUAAUGGAUGGGUUGAGGGAUGAGAUUAUUCGAGCCAAAGAUGAAACAGCUCGACUUGAAAAAAUCUUGAGGAAAAAUGAUGUUAAGAUUCAGAAGAUUAACUCGAAGAUGCUUAUCGAAAGAUCGAAGUUGGAAGCAGUUUCUAUAGCAGAAGAAAGAAUUAGCUCGCUUGCUGACAAUUUAGUUGGUUCGCUUGAGAAGUUAAAGAGAAGUAGCAAAGCUGCAGAGAAAGAGGAGUUUUUUCUCAAAGAAGAGAAGAUGGUUACAAAGGCGGAAACACAGAAAACCAAAAUCGAAAUAGAUAAAAAAGAAAGAGAACUGAUUUCAAAGUUGGAUGAGCUUGAAAAAGUGAAGCACACUGAGGCUUUAGUGCUUGAGAAGCUUGAGACUCUAGUAGAAGACACGAUAGAGAGUCGCGAAAUGGAGUCCGAGCAUUGUUCAACAAUAACAAUCUCGAGGUUUGAGUACGAGUAUUUGAGUAAACAUGCUUCUCAAGCAGAAGAAACCGCAGUGAAGAAAGUUGCAGCAGCAGAGGCGUGGGUGGAAGCACUCAAGGUUAGCACCAAAUCGGUUCUUCUGAAGUCGGAUACUUUGAUGAGAGAAAGUGAAAUGAUGAGAGCGGAAGAAGAGAAAGAAUUGUUUAGGAUAGAAAGGUCGUUGUCGACGAAGAGAUUGAUGGAGGGUGAGAUUCAGAAGUUUAAGGAGAACUCGGAAACCGAAGGCUAUAUUUCUCCCAAACCAGUUGGAAAAUUCACACCGGUACAACGUGGGAAGCCAAGAAGAUAUUCAUCUGCAGGGACUCCGACUUUCUUUGUAAUCAAGAAGAAAAAGAAAGUUCCACGCUUGGCCAAGUUUUUCAGUCGAAAAAGUUAAAAAAACUCAAACCAUUUAAGAAUUGUUAGAAUCUUUAAGGAGUCUAAAUUCUAUGAAAUGAUUCACAUUCUUGUUCUUGUUCAUGGUUGUGCAUGAUCAUAUUAUACAUGGAGUAGACUCAUCCUAGCGGUAACAAAAAAUAAAUAUAGCAUAUGAUUGGUAACCAUUGUUUUGAUUAGCUACCAACAUUUAUUUGUAUGUUGCUGAUCCUUAUGAAGACACUAGGUCUGUUCUGUCAUGAAA
Arabidopsis lyrata subsp. lyrata is the source of this 2202-nucleotide messenger RNA. Its product is annotated as protein PLASTID MOVEMENT IMPAIRED 15. The record is from RefSeq and is a predicted model, not a curated record. The transcript is spliced from 2 exons. Bases 265 to 1959 code for a protein of 564 amino acids. Lineage: Eukaryota; Viridiplantae; Streptophyta; Magnoliopsida; Brassicales; Brassicaceae.